This is a messenger RNA of Epinephelus lanceolatus (giant grouper), 1282 nucleotides long. The record is from RefSeq and is a predicted model, not a curated record. Lineage: Eukaryota; Metazoa; Chordata; Actinopteri; Perciformes; Serranidae.
CACCGGAAAUCGUCGUGUUGCAGGAACAAAGCCUGCUCCGUUAGCACCGCUAGCUGUUAGCAUCAGCAGCGUCCCGGUUCUGUUCCGGUGUGUCUCGUCUCUCGGUGUGAACAUGUCCCGGGUCCAGAAGUUCCGGAUCUUCGUCACUGAGCGGCUGAACGCGACGCUCGAGGAGAUUCUGACGGUGUUUGAGAAAACCGUCGUUAAAUAUGAAGAAGAAGCGGCUCUAUGUCAGGAAGUCAUCUCCCGUCAGCACGCGCUGCUCUGCGCGCUCCACAAACCGCUCAUGGACCAACCGACCGCAGACGCCUUCACGCAGCAGCUGCUCAGCAGGAAUGAGCAGCAGGACCAGGAGAACCCUGAAGAACCCGUCUGUGCUGAAGACCAGCUUCAGGUCCUGGACGAGACCGACAUAAUCCAGUUCACCUACAACCCCCGGAGACCAGGUGAGACUGCGGACCCUGCUGCUAUCGGGACCGCCCGGCUGAAACCAGCAGGUCCAGAUCAGGAGGUCCAGCUGGUCUCAUCAGAGACCGAAGACAGCGACGACUACAGCAGAGACUCACCUGAUCCUGGGUCUGCCUCGACCCGGCUCAUCCCAAAGAGAAUGCAAGGAGCGGGGUUCAGCUGCAGGGUCUGCAGCCGCACCUUCAAGGCCCGCCAGUUCUUGUUCCGCCACCUCAAGGCUCACCUGCAGGACGGUGAACACUUCGAUGCCACAGAGAACAUGAAGCUCCACGUCCAGACUCACCGCACUGCCCAGAAGCAGAAGAGGGAGCCUGAGAACCAGACCAAGACUAGUGCCCAGACCAGGAACCAGACCAGGACCAGAGAGAGGCGCCUCCACAAGCCCAGAACCAAAGUCCACGCCAGCGAGAAACUGCCGAGCUGUGAUGACUGUGGGAAGACGUUCCUACAGGUGUGGAAGAAGAGGAGGCACAGGUGUGUCCUCACCAGGAAGAGCCACCGUGGCGAGGAAGGAGGAGACGUGACGAGGAAGAGUCGACAGAACGAGGAGGGAGGCGACGUGACCAAGAAGAGCCGCCGCAGCGAGGAAGGAGGAGACGUGACGAGGAAGAGCCGAGGCGUCGAGAAAGGAGGAGACGUGACGAGGAAGAGCCGAGGCGUCGAGAAAGGAGGAGACGUGAUGAGGAAGAGUCGACAGAAGGAAGGAAACAGGAAGGAACUGUCUGUGUCAUUUCCUGUCGUCACUGUAACUUUAUUAGUUAAGAUGUUUUUUGGUUUCUAAUAAAACUUUAUUGACAAACAGUCAUGAUUGUUA